Calliphora vicina (urban bluebottle blowfly) is the source of this 2616-nucleotide messenger RNA. RefSeq names its product bruno 3 (gene bru3). Gene Ontology annotation, cellular component: ribonucleoprotein complex; nucleus; cytoplasm. Gene Ontology annotation, biological process: regulation of alternative mRNA splicing, via spliceosome; mRNA splice site recognition. Gene Ontology annotation, molecular function: mRNA binding. The coding region runs from base 590 to 1768 and encodes 392 amino acids. The transcript is spliced from 11 exons. NCBI's taxonomy places the organism in Eukaryota, Metazoa, Arthropoda, Insecta, Diptera, Calliphoridae. The record is from RefSeq and is a predicted model, not a curated record.
AUAGCUGUAUAUGACUGGCUGGCUGGUUGGCUGCUGCUGCUGCUUCUGGCUGUCUGUAUAACAACAACUGGACGACUGACUGGCUUUUUAGUGUUUUUCUUGUUAGAGUUUGCCGUCCUUUUUCAGUAUGAAAUUGAGUUUUGUGUAGUUAAGUCAGCAAAAGUUUCCGUAUUAUAAUUAUAAAUUCUCUAAAAAAAAAAAAAUAUUUUAACAAACGUGUGAGAACAAAAAAUAUUUAAAAUAAAAAACAACAUCAAAAGUUUUCAAAUCUUUAAAAAACAAAAUUAUUGUAUUAAAGUUAAUGAAACCAAACAUAAUAUUAUUAAUAAAAUAUUGUUUAAUAAAUUCAAAAAUAAAGCAAAUUGUAAUAAUAACAAAAAUAAAAAAGUUUAUUGCAAAAAAUCAAACUAUACAUAUAAAAUAUUGAAAUAAAUUUUUAACCAAUAAGCUACAAAAUAAAGUGUAAAACUAUUUAUUAAUAUUAAAAGAAAAAUUACAAAUUAUUAUUAAAGUUAAACUUAAUUAAUCCAAUAUUAAAAACCUCAACAAAAAACAACCAUCAAACAAACAACCUUUCAAACAAAUAACGAUGAACCGCGGUUUACAGCUCAAGCCAGCUGAUAGUGAAGGCCGCAGCGAGCAUAAUAUAGAUCGCAAACUAUUCGUUGGCAUGUUGAGUAAACAACAAACCGAAGAGGAUGUUAGACAAAUUUUUAAUCCCUUUGGCACUAUAGAGGAGUGUACCAUACUCAGAGGUCCGGACGGUGCUAGCAAGGGUUGUGCUUUUGUGAAAUUUAGUUCGCAGCAAGAGGCUCAAUCAGCCAUUACUAAUCUACACGGCAGUCAAACUAUGCCGGGUGCUUCCUCUAGUCUGGUAGUUAAAUUUGCUGAUACGGAAAAAGAAAGGCAAAUACGGCGUAUGCAACAAAUGGCCGGUCAUAUGAAUCUGCUUAAUCCAUUUGUCUUUAAUCAAUUUGGUCCAUAUGGAGCUUAUGCGCAGCAACAACAAGCUGCUUUAAUGGCUGCCGCUGCCACAGCCCCUGGUUCAUAUAUGAAUCCCAUGACUGCUUUGGCCACUCAAAUACCUCCUGGCAUUAAUGGUGCUGGUCAACCAUCAUUACCCUCACCGACCAUGCCCAAUUUUCAAAUGGGUGCCCAGACACCAAAUGGACAGCCAGGCAGUGCUGCUGCUGCCGCCGCUGCAGCUGCGGCUGCUGACGGUGUCUUCACAAAUGGUAUGCCACCACAGACACCAUUCCCAGGACUUUUGGUAACACUUGCAGCACCUCUACAUUUAACUAUACCACCCCAAGGCCUGCCAAAUGGUGAAGCAGCUGCUUUACAACAUGCCUUUGCCACUGGCAUGCCACCAUUCCCUGGAGUUGCCUUUCCCGCCGUUUAUGGACAUAUUCCACAAGCUUUACCACCACCAAUAGCGGCGGUUGCACCCGCUCCACGUGAAGAUUUUCUGAUGUUCCCAGGAUGUUCGAUUUCGGGUCCCGAGGGCUGCAAUCUCUUCAUCUAUCAUUUGCCACAAGAAUUUGGUGAUGCUGAGCUAAUGCAAAUGUUCCUGCCAUUUGGCAAUGUGAUCAGUUCGAAAGUAUUUAUAGAUCGUGCUACAAAUCAAAGCAAAUGUUUUGGUUUCGUUUCAUUUGAUAAUCCUGCCAGCGCUCAAGCUGCCAUUCAGGCCAUGAAUGGCUUCCAGAUUGGCAUGAAAAGACUGAAGGUACAAUUGAAACGGCCCAAAGAUGCCAGUCGACCCUAUUAACAAUCAGAGUUCCUUCAAAUGUUACAUUCUUUUCACAACUCUUUAAAUCUACAAACAUUCACUAAAUUAUUUAUGCAAUUUUAUAUUUUACAAAUCGAUUCCUCCACUUCCUCCUCCACCACCACCACUUCUUCUUCAUCUUCAACUUCUUCUACUAAUCCUUUUAUUACUCAACAACAACCCCGCCUUUAUCAUCACAAUAAUUUGCUUCCCUGGCAACGUUAGAGAGAACCAAAAAAAGAUAAUUUAAAAACCAACUAAAAAUUCAAAAAAAAAAAUAUAAAAAAAUUCCACAAAAAAAAAUAAUAAUUAGAACAAAAUUGCAAACAUACAAAAAAGAAAGUUGAUUAUUCAAAAGAGGGGAAGACAUCAUUAAUUUUAUUAUUAAUUAUUUAAUAACAAAAAUAAUAAUAAUUAUUAUUAUUAUUACAACAACAUUUCAUCAUUAUAACAAACAAAUAGAUGAGACUCCAGCAUUAAAAGAAAAUAUUCCUGAAAUUUUUUCCACACAAAAACACAGACAUACCAACCAUAACACUUAUUCAACUACAAACCAAGUAUUUUACACACAGUAAUUACAAACCAAAAAAUAAAUAAUAAUAUUAAAACCAAAAAAAAAAUUAUAUAUAAACUUAUAUUUAUUCCGAUUAUACACCUUUAAAAUGAAGAAAACAAAACCAAACACUGAACUUAAACAAAAAGAAAAGAAAAAAACUAAACAUUUUUUUGCCAAAGUAUCGUAAAAAUAUAUUUAUUAACUAAUGACAUUAAAACAACAACAACAAAAAUUAUUAUAUUACAACUAGUUUUGUUAGAGAUUAUUGAAAAACAAACCAAAAAAAAAGAAA